Molecule: messenger RNA, 1062 nt
Organism: Teleopsis dalmanni
Lineage: Eukaryota; Metazoa; Arthropoda; Insecta; Diptera; Diopsidae
Exons: 3
Coding region: 59-946 (295 amino acids)
Source: RefSeq, a predicted model, not a curated record
AUUAAAAACCUAAAUCAAUUAUAAAUUUUCCUAUUUUUGUCCGUUGUAGUUAUUUGGGAUGUUGCGUCAAUUAGGCUUGAGCAAAUUGUUGCUCUCACCUAAUUUUCAACAAAAUUUGAAUGUAAAUAUCAAAAAUACAAAAAAAACGCGUUCAUCCAAAACUCUGUCUAAAACAAGUCCAACUACAAUUGAUGAGUUAACACAUCCUGAACAUAUCCCAUCCAAACCGGAACUGAGGCGUAACCUUAGUUUAAAAUAUUCUAUCCUUAAAAAAGCAGCUGCCAAUUAUGAAGAGACCAACAAUUUUACCUAUAAACCAUUGGAUAUAUUCCCAAAACGUAAUCUAUGGAUAUCGUUAAGUUCAAAUACUGAAGAUGAUGUUUUAACUAUACAUGAUUUGAAGUAUUUUAAAUGCAUGGAGUUUCCAUGCAACCAGAAAUUUGAUCAGUAUGCUGCAAUUAAUAAAAAUUUAAUCCCACUUCAAAUGCAAAAUGAGUUAUUACCAAAUGAAUUGUCCUGUAAAACCUUUAAAAAAUUAUUAGAUAUUGAUGAAUAUGAAGUGUCUCCCACAGAAAAGCUUCCGCUACUUGGUAUAGAAAAUAUAUUAAAGACAGUCAAUGAAAUCAACACAAGAAAACCGAUCAAAAAGGAACAAUGUCUUGCUGAGAAGAUUUCAGUCUUUGUUAAUAAAAAAUCUUUAUCGGAUGAAAAGGUUCACAGGAAGUUUAAAUGCAGUAAUAAAAACAACUUGCAAUUAAAAAAAAGACUUAAAGAGGUAAAAUUGUCUAUGAGAAACUGCAAAGUAUUUCCAUACCAUUCUUCCAUGUACUUGAACUCCAACAAAUAUGUGGGGCAUUUAGUUACACAUAAUAGGGUUCAGGUGGAAGAAAACAAUAAGGUAGUUCCACGAGGUAAUGAACACGAUGAAGAAGAUAACAAGUCUUAGGAACGUACUUUAAAUUCUUGGACAUAUAAUAUCUAAAAUUUCUAUAGUAUAACCGUUUCAGAAACUUUAUAAUUUAGAUUUUCGUUGACUAAAAAUUUCUUAAAAGUUUUAUUUUU